Carassius auratus (goldfish) is the source of this 9433-nucleotide messenger RNA. RefSeq names its product membrane-associated guanylate kinase, WW and PDZ domain-containing protein 2-like. The transcript is spliced from 23 exons. The record is from RefSeq and is a predicted model, not a curated record. Gene Ontology annotation, cellular component: cell-cell junction; cytoplasm; dendrite. Gene Ontology annotation, biological process: receptor clustering; signal transduction. Lineage: Eukaryota; Metazoa; Chordata; Actinopteri; Cypriniformes; Cyprinidae. Gene Ontology annotation, molecular function: beta-1 adrenergic receptor binding; type II activin receptor binding; signaling receptor complex adaptor activity. Bases 178 to 4785 code for a protein of 1535 amino acids.
AACCGCUCCUGCGCGAAUCGGGCAUCACUGUUACAGUGAGUGUAGCAGUUUUAAGAGGCUGCUGCUGAUAUGGAGACUCUUACCAUCCACAGACACUGAGCGUGCAACUUUACUGAGCCGACGGAACGGAUUACUCGCUUUCAUGGGGGCUCUCCAGUCACAUUAACAACUCCAAACAUGUCCAAAAGCCUGAAGAAGAAAAACCACUGGACUAACAGAGUCCACGAGGUCGUGUUAUCCAGGGGUCCGAGUGGAGAGCUGGGGUUCGAGCUGCAGGGAGGCGCGGAGAACGGACAGUUCCCCGUUAUUGGAGCGGUGAAACCGGACAGGGGCAAGCUGCACCAGGACGAGUUACUCCUGGAGGUCAAUGAUACUCCAGUGGCCGGACUGACCAUCCGGGAUGUGUGGGCUGUGGUCAGACACUGCAAAGACCCUGUCCGCCUCAAGUGUGUCAAACAAGGAGGUGUUGUGGAUAAAGAUCUCAGGCGAUAUCUCAACCUGCGUUUCCAGAAGGGCUCUUUGGACCAUGAGCUCCAACAAAUAAUUCGGGACAACCUUUAUCUCCGUACAGUACCCUGUACAACGAGGCAGCCUAAAGAAGGAGAGGUUCCAGGAGUGGACUACAAUUUUGUGACCAUUGAGCGGUUUGUGGAAUUGGAAAGAAGUGGAGCUUUGCUGGAAAGUGGAACUUAUGAAAAUAACUAUUACGGCACCCCGAAGCCCCCGGCAGAGCCCAACUCACUGCUGUUGAAUGUAGCUGAUCAGCUGUUGCCAGGUGCAACACCCAGAUCCCAGGGCAAACGCAGACGUAACAAGUCCGUCAGCAACAUGGAGAAGGCUGGCAUCGAGCCGCCCGAGGAGGAAGAGGAGGAGAGGCCCGUCAUCAACGGCAAUGGAGUGGCCAUCACCCCAGAGUCCAGUGAACAUGAAGACAAGAGUACGGAUGCCUCAGGUGAGAUUCCUACUACAUGCCCCUCCGAAACCUCCACAGAUGCCCCUAAAGAAGAGACAGAGCCACCAAAAUCACCCCCCAAACCAGACGAGAAUGACGAGUUGGGUCCUCUGCCAGAUAACUGGGAGAUGGCUUACACUGAGAAAGGAGAAGUGUACUUCAUAGACCACAAUACGAAGACGACGUCCUGGUUGGACCCCCGGCUUGCGAAGAAAGCGAAGCCCCCAGAAGAAUGCAAAGAGAAUGAGCUUCCUUAUGGCUGGGAGAAAAUCGAUGACCCUGUUUAUGGAACCUACUAUGUUGAUCACAUAAACCGAAGGACUCAGUUUGAGAAUCCAGUUCUCGAGGCCAAGAGAAGAUUGCAACAGCAGCAGCAGAUGCAGAGUCAGGGCUUGUCCUCUCUCCCCCUACCUACUGUCUACAGAGUGGAGGAGAGCCCCUGCUCUGCCACCUUACCCAGGGCCAGACUGGCAUACGUGGGUCCUCCUCCAGAGCGCUCUCAUAGUCUCACUGACCUGUCUGAGGCCCCCCUGUACCGGGUCGGUGUGUUUGGACUGCAUGAAAAGCCUCUGUUCACACGGGACCCCACGCAGCUGAAGGGCAGCUUUCUGUCUACGGCCUUGCAGAAAAGCAGCAUGGGAUUUGGCUUCACUAUCAUCGGGGGUGACGAACCAGAUGAGUUCCUACAGGUCAAAAGUGUCAUACCAGACGGACCUGCUGCACAGGAUGGGAAAAUGGCUACAGGAGACGUGAUUGUCUACAUUAAUGGUGUCUGCGUCCUGGGCACCACCCACGCUGACGUUGUGAAGCUUUUCCAGUCGGUGCCGAUCGGACAAAGUGUAACCCUCGUCCUUUGCAGGGGUUACCCUCUUCCCUACGACCCGGAGGACGCAGCCAGCACUUUGCUGUCCCCCCUCGGCCUAAUUGAUCGCCCUCUGCUGGUCAACGGACGGAAUAGCUACGACAGCUACAUGGAGUACAUCUCCCGCACUGCUCGCUUCAUCGACCCAAUGCAAGCGGGAUUGGCACAGCCCCAUCCUGGAGACACCCACCUGGACGCAGGACCGCUGGAGGACAGCGUCUCAAUGGCGUCUUCAGGAGCGGCCGGAGGAGAGCUGUUAACAGUUACCAUGGUGAAAGGGGCGGAUGGGUUUGGAUUCACCAUAGCAGACUGUAAUGGAGGACAGCGGGUGAAGCAGAUUCUGGAGGCACAAGGAUGCCCGGGGCUGUGCGAGGGCGAUCUGAUUGUGGAAAUUAACCAGCAAUCCGCGCUAAUGCUGUCACACACACAGGUGGUGGAGCUGCUAAAAGAGUGUCCUGUUGGGGCGGAGGCCACGCUGGUUGUGCAGAGAGGAGGGACGGGUCACUUUUCACCUUGGAAGACCUCUAAACAGGUCUUGGGACAUUGGGAUCCUCACAGCAGUCCCACAGCCAGUCUAUCUCUCCAUGCUCUCCCUCACAGCGCUCCAUAUCUGCACUGGCCUUCAGGUCCAGAGUUUGACCUGACCAAACCUGACCCCUAUGACCUCUAUGAGAAGUCCAGGGCUAUCUGUGAGAAUAGGCAGCCAGGGCUUCCUCGAGCAGCUCUCCCAGCUGACCCUUCCGUAUCAGAUUUCCAGGAGGUGGAGGUGCACCUGCACAGGCAGAAGUCCGGUUUCGGCUUCAGGAUCCUGGGCGGAGAGGAACCAGGGCAGCCUGUGAGUCUGGAGGCUCAGGAGAAGAUCCUGAUUGGUGCAAUCAUCGAGAAGAGCCCAGCUGAUAAAGACGGGCGUCUCCGACCAGGAGAUGAGCUGAUGUCAGUCGAUGGGAUCCCUGUGACUGGAAAACCCCACCGUUACGUCAUUGACCUCAUGCAUGGGGCGGCCCGGACUGGACAGGUUAAACUCACUGUACGAAGGAGAAUUCAGACCACAGGUGAACCCUGUCCAGAGAACGGCCGCAGCCCUGGAUCGACCCAGCACAGUUCCCCCAGGAGUGACUUCAACUCCAGAAUGUUCUGUAACAACUCCGCCCCAUCCACCACAGGCUCCUCCCCUCCAGACAAUGUAGCCAAUCAGAAUCUGCAGCCUAGUGAUGUCACCAUCCAGCGCAAGGAAAGCGAAGGGUUCGGGUUCGUUAUUAUCAGCUCCCUGAACAGGCCUGAAACCGCGGCUGCUGCGGCCGUGCCUCAUAAGAUCGGCCGCAUCAUUGAAGGAAGUCCAGCAGACCACUGUGGGAAGCUCAAGGUUGGAGAUCGCAUAUUGGCCGUCAACAAUCAGUCUAUCGUCAACAUGCCGCAUGCCGACAUCGUCAAACUGAUCAAGGACGCCGGACUCAGCGUCACACUCAGGAUCAUCCCUCAGGAGGAGACAAACAGCACACCUUCUGCAGGCAGUUCAGAGAAGCAGAGCCCAAUGGCCCAGCCCAGUCCAGUUAGCCAACCCAGCACUGUGAACCAGACCGGUGUUGUACCUCCACCUAACUCCACCCCUCAACCCAACUCUGCACCACAACCAACGCAGCCUACUUCAGAAGCACAACCGAGCCCUGUCACUCAAACCAGCCCAGCCAAUCAGCCCAGCUCAGUGACCCAACAGAACCCGCCCACCCAGCCCUCCACAGUGCCAGUACAGAUCUACAGCCAUGAGAACAGCUACAGGUCAGAGGUAAAAGCAAGACAGGAUGUAAAACCCGAUAUUCGACAGCCGUUCACUGAUUACCGCCAACCCCCGGUGGACUACCGACACCCUCCUGUAGCAGACUACCGACAGCCACCAACGCUUGAUUACAGACACCCCCCACUGCUGGACUACAGGCAGCUGUCCACUGACCCUCGCACCUUCCCCUUACCGGACUACAGGAUGCCACAGGAUUUUGAUUUCUUCACGGUUGAGCUGGAAAAGGGAAUGAAGGGUUUUGGCUUUAGUAUCCGUGGAGGCCGCGAGUAUAAGAUGGAUCUGUUCGUUCUGCGAUUGGCUGAAGAUGGACCAGCAAUACGCAAUGGCAGAAUGAGGGUUGGUGAUCAGAUCAUUGAAAUAAAUGGGGAGAGCACGAGGGAUAUGACCCACGCUCGGGCCAUCGAGCUCAUCAAAUCGGGUGGCCGUAGAGUUCGCCUGCUGCUCAAGAGAGGCACGGGGCAGGUCCCUGAAUAUGCAGAUAAUCCCGCCCCCUGGGAUGCUCACACUACAGCCUUCGCAAGUCUGUCGGAAGUAGCAGCACCCCUCGACAGCUUAUCUAAUCCAUCAGCUUCUUCUCAUGUGAACCCACCCACCAACCCACCUCAUACAUUGUCCUUGGAAGCAGCAGGUCUAGACUGUUCCCAGGUUCCUAGAGGCCCAGAGAGUAGGGCUCUGGAGCAGGCCAGUGUGGGGAAGAGGUCAGCCCUGGCAGGUGGAGUUGGGGGUGGGACCAAGAAGAGGGAGGGCAACAGAACCAACCAUCGCUCAAUUGGAGGGAAGAGAGAGCAACAAUACAUUGAUGAACUUGCGGGAGAGCCCAAAUCCCAUAAAGGCAGCCGGUCAAAGUCCAAGGAGCGCAGGAGGGAGCGGAGCAAUACACCAUCUCAAAAGCAAGACUCGCCCAAAACUUCUCCAAAUGACACCAACAUGAAUGGGGGAAAUGGAUGCCUGAAUGGUAGCAACAACCAACAAGGAGCUCUGGUGCCAUUCAAAGCCCUACCAAAGGAACCAGAGAAAGGGCAAAUGAGCCAAGAGAGUCGUCCCAGCCACAACUCCAAGACCAGCAGCUGUGCAUCAGGCAGGAAGACCACAGUAUCCCCAGGGCCCUGGAAAAUCCCUGGUACGGACAAGCUACCCAGUACCUUGCGCUCAGCCACCUCCACCAUCAGCAGAUAACAUCUCAUCACGAUCUCAGGCCCAAGUUUAGACCUUACUUUCGGCCUCGACUUCUUUUGGACCAACCUUUGGCAAUGAUCCGCCUUGUUUUGGAACUGGUUGAGCUCUUCUUGAUUGCUUUUCACAGGCUUGCUCUUCUUGAAAGAGAUAGGAUGACUAGGUACCACCCUUGACUAGGUACCACCCUCCCACAAUCCUCACUAAAGAACUUUCCAUGCAUUUCUAGACAGAGCAUUUUUUAUUUAUAUUUUAAGUUAUUUUAACAGAUACGACACCCACCACCUUAAGAACUGGAAGCAUUCACUCCAAAAAUGGAACCACGGUAGAAUGAGUGCUGCAUGUAGCGUGCAAAAAGAUUCCCAGACUUGUUUGAACUGUUGGGUAAAAGCACUCAAGACUCUGAGAUGUAGAUGCAGAGAGAACCACUUACUGAGUCUGAACCACCACUGGUGGCUACAGCCAUUUUUAUACACUUUCAUUAAAAAAUGAAGAAUACUGAAGGAGUUGCCUGACAUACAGUUUUUGUGUAUUUGAAGAAUGAAUAUGUUUAAAGAGAUCCUAUAUGAGUGGACACUUGACUAUGAACUCUGCCUUAAAGACUGACCUGCAGAUGUUUGUAUAAGGGUCGGAAAAUGAAUAUAGAAAUAGAUAUAUUAUAUGACUACAUGUAUCUGAGACAUAUUGUAAAUACAGUCUUUACACACCAUUGUGAGCCCAUACUGGAGUACUGAUAUCAUACACAGUGUAAAUUAGAAGAGUGUAAUCUAAAAUUCAUUCCUACUCCACUUUAAGGUGCGUUCCCACUGACAGCGAUAUAAACUUGAGUGGUUGCUAAUAGGUGGUCCUACUCAACUUCAAUACAGAACUGAAGGAGCCAAUGGGCUUUGACCUUAUCUUGACUCUCAAUCUAUUCUCCCUUUAUGUGAGUACAUGAACAAAGCAAUUUGAGUCCAAGGUGAUUUCGAUGAAAUGAUUUAAUUAUGGCAGAGUGCCUUAUGCCAGGGGUGUCCAAUCUUGCUCCUGAAGGGCCACUGUCCUGUAGAGCUAAGCUCCGAUACUAAUUAUACACACCUGAACCAGCUAAUCAAGGUCUUCAGGAUAUACUAGAAACAUCCCGGCAAGUGUGUUGGGGAAGGCUGGAGAUAAAUUCUGCAGUACAUUGACCCUCAAGGAUCAAGAGUGAACACCCCUGCCUUAUGCUGACCACUUGUUGCUUUAUUUGAGCUCUAAAUCCUAGACAAUGACAUCAAGACAAAGAAAAACUUCGGCUGCUAUAAAUUCAUUGGAUUACUUGUUCCGUAGAAACUGUGCAAAAGUAAUGCCAGAUCUGAAUAAGUAUGCCAUUACAUUUGUGUCUCCGAAUGCUGAUUGGUGUCUAGAGAGACCAGUUUAUGUCCACAGUAUAGAUAUAUCAGUAUAAAAUUCAAAGCUAUUUUCAUACAUAGAAAGAGAGGUGAGAGUCUUCUAAAAGAAGUGCAGAUAUUUAUUAAUUAUAUCUUUGACAGGAGUUCAAAUGUUUGUUGAGCACUUUGUCUUUAAGUAGACAUGUGUACAUAUAAAAUGCUGUGCAUCCAUGUUAUUCAUUGCAUAAGUUGAUUUUCAAAAUCCUGUUAUGAAACUAUGUUUAUUAUUAAAGGUUGUGUAUUGUUAAGUCUCUAGUUCACAUGGUUCAUGUCAGGGCUUCAACACUCUCCAGACAAGCGCCAUGCUUGUUGUGAAAACGUUAUGCUUGUUGCACUCUUCACAAAAGGGGGAUUUUAACAAGCUUGCUAAUAGCAAAUUCUGAAAGUACAUGAAAGAGGUGAUGUAUGCUUUUGUCAUGCAAUGUUUUUUUUUCCUUAGAAUGUCAUUAUCCAUCUUGUGCUGUAUUUUGAUGUAUCUACAUAGACACAGUCUAUCAGCCUCUACUAGCUAGUAUACUAAGAUGUUAACUUGCUAAUCGAAGGCUAACUGAAAACACAAAGAACCAAUUAAAAGGUCUCAGAUUAUGGAAUUUCUUUGACAUUUAUUUGGUUAUGCUUUGAAAAGACCAAAGUAAAUGAGGUUAAAGUUAAAAUAGUUUGAACUGUAAGUGUCAUGUUAAACGUCUGUGUGCCACACCCCUUACAAAAGAAUUAACCCCAAAAAAAAAAAAAACACGGUUACUAGUUAAAACAUGGGAACCACAAUUUAACCAUGGUUUUGCUUCACUAGCCAUAGUUUAACCAUGGUAUUUGAAGUACAACUCUGGUUAUGAAAAUGGUAACCUAUUCACCAAAACAAAUAAAAAAUAAAAACCAUGGUUACUAGACUUCUAUUAUAAUUAAACCAUGGUUAAUUUUCAUAUGGAACAGCAAGGUGGCUAAAGGCCCGUUGAAACCAAGGAUGAUAAUGAUGAUCACUAUAAAGUUGUAAUUAUCUUUCUAAUUCUGAGAGUGGGGUAAUUAUACAGUAUAACGAUGAUGCAGAGAAUCACUUUCAGAACACUUUUUUUUCCCAUCUGAUGAAUGAUAAAAUCACUGACAACCAGAAUCAGAAUCCACCACUUUCCAAUUGAAUUAGCAUUUAAAGCAGAUGGCAUAACUGCAUCGGUCGCUUGCAAUAAACAUAAUGUUAUUGUGCACUGACAUGGAUGCUAACCAAGUUAUCAUUAUAUUUAUCGUUCUUGGCGUGAACAGGACUCUAGAUUGAUUCUUUGCUCCAUUGAAUUGAUGUAACCAGUUAAUGUAACCAACUGGAAUGUUAAGCUGUAAUGGAACAAACUUUUCAUUAACAUCUGGACUUCAGAUAACAUUAUUAUUCUGUGUUUUCUUUCAUAAUUUACUUUUUAUGAGUUCAAUUGUUAUUAAUGUCACUGUCAGUAGUAUAUACAGCAUUACAGCAUUGAAGGUGAAAUAGGAUUAUUUCUGUGCAACUAGUGGCAUCCAACUAUAGUUCUGGACUGACAAAACAAUAUGGUCUCAUCCAGUUGCAUGAUUUUGAAGGAGUGUAUUAAUUGUUUGAUUUUAUACUGAUUUUAUAACUGAUAGUGGCACAGAAAUCACACACACACACAUCAAACCCCCAUUGUGACUUCAUUGUGUAUUAUUCCUUCAAUACUGUGUACAAUUAUUCACAACUUAUAAUUUUGUACACUUUAAUUCAUAUAUACAUGUCAAUUCAAGUUCCUGUGAAAAGGACCCCAGACAAGACCUCAUCCCUUUUAUCCAUUGUCAUAUCAUCGUCUCUAUUAUAUUCAUCUCCCACAGAAAUAAAGCGAUGACGGGUUCCACUGACGCUCUUUGACAACUGUUGUAUAUGACAAGGAGAGCCGACAAUGAUCUAGUCAUUACAAGAUAGUGCUAACAUUUCCCUGAUAAAGACAAAUUAAUUGAAGCAAUCCAAAAAUGAGUGUGCCUCUGUGGCUAUUACAUUCCGAGUGGUAGUUCCUUCGAAAUCUCAGACGGACAAUGACAUUGUCAAAGCAAAUGUAUUUUCUGUAGAGUGCCAGCAAAGAUUUUGUGUGCAUAUGAAUGAGUUGGAUCACUAACGCGGUGAUAUCUCUAGAAAUUUGGUUUAAGUACAAAAUAAAUUUUAUGAAUAAAGAACAAGGCAUCUUAAGACCAGAAAAAACAUAGUCCAUGCAAGUACACGAAUGUAGAAACAAAUUUUAGCACAUUGUAAAUAUACAUUUCAUUGUGCAUCCUUAGCAUCUAUUUUUCGUCAUAGCGCUAACAAACCUCCGUACUCAAGGGGGCAACAGAGUUAUCUUAACUUGUCUUUACUGUUGAACAAUGUGUUGUAAAGUUGCAUUCAAACAGUUUUUUGGCUAAUUUUUCUGGGUGAAAUUCAUUUAUUUCAAUAGAAAUCUACACAAUACGGAUUUUGCGUGAGGGUGGAAAAUUUCGCCACAGAUUUCGCGACAGGUUCACGUUAGUCUGCUCGGUUUGAAAGUGUCUUCUGAGUCAGCUGAACUUUAUACAUCGCUUCUAGUGACAAUUAACCCAUUUUCAGUCUUUCUCUUUCUGAAAAUUUAGUAGUGACUUCAAAACUCAGAAACUUCAAACUUUAGCUACAUUACAAAUGUUGGCCCUAAAAAAAAAACUGACGCUAAAUUUUAAAAUUAAAAAUGCUAUGUGUUACAUUAUGAAUUGCAUUCUUUUGCAAUGCAACAACGAGAAAAAGGGGAUUCACUUGCGUAGUUAGCAGCAUUUGCAUUCAUGUACUUGUUUAGGCUGAGUUUCUGGCGUUAGGGUUUAUUUUCCUUUGUCAUUUUGUAGAGUAGCUAGUGUGUUUAAUGAGAGAAUAGUGUCAGUGCUUUCACACUGAUUUUCCAUUGAUUUUGUCUUGAGUUUGCCAAAUGUUAAAGAGAUGUGACCUAAAUGACUCAACCUGAUAAAUAACAUGAUUUAAGUAAGAUGAUUAAUCAGUAAAGCCAUGGAGGCAACGCAAUGCUCAAAAGGGGCUCUCUAUCACUGUGUAGAACUGAAAGAAACGAGUGGUUCAUCCUGUAUACAGCUAAAAAACUAUAAAUAUGACACUAUGACCUAGUUACAAAAACUGUAAGUGAGAUAUUUUUAUGAAAUGCAACUCAAUGGAUAUAUACUUACUUUUGCAGAGCUCUUGUUUACUGUAUGAUAUUUACUGAAAUACUGUCAAAUAAAACCUUGAAAUGGUGUAAAGUACUCAA